Molecule: messenger RNA, 1377 nt
Organism: Theileria annulata
Lineage: Eukaryota; Apicomplexa; Aconoidasida; Piroplasmida; Theileriidae
Product: glycylpeptide N-tetradecanoyltransferase 1, putative
Exons: 13
Coding region: 1-1377 (458 amino acids)
Biological process (GO): N-terminal peptidyl-glycine N-myristoylation
Cellular component (GO): cytoplasm
Molecular function (GO): glycylpeptide N-tetradecanoyltransferase activity
Source: RefSeq, a predicted model, not a curated record
AUGACUGAGAUUCCCGAUACAAAUACCCUAAAUCAUGAUAAGGAUCAUCUCUCGAGUUCAAAAACCGGAGAAUCCGAGGAAGAUUUGUCUGAAAAACUUACCAAUGUCAAGUUAUCGGUGAAUAACCACUCAGAUCCCACUCCAAACUCAACCACCGAUUCGUCUUCAAUUAGAGAACGCAUACUCAGAAAGUUGUCUAUUUCCCAUACAAGCUCAUACAUUCCUGAGCAUAAAUUUUGGGACACUCAACUUGUAACUAAGCUCACGGAUGUUGUUAAUUCUAACGAUUAUGGCCCUAUUGACUCUAAUGAGGAUAUCUCGAAAGUUAAAAAGAACCCAAUUGCACUCCCCAACGGAUUUGAAUGGGUUUCACUGGAUAUUAAUGAUGAAGAAGAUAGGAAUCAAGUCUAUAAAUUGUUGAGUGAGAACUACGUAGAAGAUGGAGAUGCACUGUUUAGAUUUGAUUACAAACCUGAAUUCUUAAUUUGGGCCUUGACAGUACCAAAUUACAAUAAAGAAUGGCAAAUAGGUGUUCAAGUUUCAUCCUGCAAAACAUUGAUUGGAUAUAUAACAGCAGUGCCAGUCAAUGUUAAUGUGAUUGGUAACACCUUGAAACUGGCCGAGGUCAACUUUUUGUGCAUUCACAAAAAAUUCCGAUCAAAAAGGCUUGCCCCAGUCCUCAUUAAAGAAAUCACCAGAAGAGUUAAUCUUUCCGGAAUCUGGCAAGCAAUAUAUACGGCUGGAAUAGUAAUACCAAAACCAAUUGCCAAGUGUAGAUACUGGCAUCGACCUCUUGACAUUAAAAGACUCAUUUCUGCUCGUUUCUCAGGAGUUGGGAGAAGAAUGACAAUCAGUCGAGCUAUUCGAAUAUAUAAAGUCAACGAUAUCCCUAAUGUUGAAAUGAGACCCAUGGAGCAAAAAGAUGUGUUAAGUGUGCAUAAGUUAUUGAGAAAAUACCUCCAAAAAUAUAAACUGUACCAAGAGUUUGAUGUACAUGAGGUUGAACACCAAUUCAUGCCCCGUGAAGACAUAAUUCAGACGUUCGUGAAGACAAAUGAAGACGAAGUGACUGACAUGGUUAGCUACUACUCUCUCCCCUCAACAGUUAUCAAUAACCGUAAAGUCCACACCAUCCGUGCGGCGUACUCAUUCUACAACAUCGCAACCACAAUGCCUUUCAAAUCCCUCAUGGAACAUGCAAUCUUUUUCGCCAAAUCCCAAGGAUACGAUGUUUACAAUGCGCUGGAUCUCAUGGAAAAUUCACUAGUGUUCAAAGACUUGAAAUUCGGAAUGGGCGAUGGAGACCUUCACUAUUACAUGUUUAAUUACCGAGUGCCAGACCUUAAAUCCACUGACGUUGGAAUGGUUCUGUUAUAG